UUUAAGCAGUGUUUUCGAGUGAGCCCAGCCACCUUCCGUUUCAUUGUGGACAGCCUACGCCCUUCGCUAGAGAGGGUCACAACUAAUAUGCGCGAGUGCAUUGCGGUUGAAAAGGUGGUGGCCAUCGGCUUAUUCAAACUGUGCUCCGUGGCAGAGGACCGAGUCGUGGCCAGUGUCUUCGGUGUCGGGCGAUCGACGGUGAACGGCAUUUACAAGGAGUUUUGCGAAGCCAUCGUUUCUGUCUUGGAAAGCGACUGGAUCAAGAUGCUGAGUCUAUCUGAGAUGGCCGAACACAUUCGGGAAUUCAUGGCCGUCAGUGACUUUCCCCAAGCUGUAGGAGCCCUCGACGGCUGCCACUUCCCAGUUUCGCCGCCACAAGAACAUGCCACUGAUUACUAUAACUACAAGGGGUGGUACAGCAUUAUUCUCCUGGCGCUUGUAGACCACAAGUACCGUUUCAGCCUCUCCGGCAUGGUUGAGGGACCACUUUUCAAGGCUCCAGUUGUUACAAUAGGAGGCGUUGCCGUGCCACCUCUGGUGCUCUGUGACCAGGCCUUCCCACUUACACCUAACCUCAUCAAGCCAUUUGGACACAACACCCCACUUAGUGCAGAGCAGAAAAAUUUCAAUUACCACAUCAGCAGAGUGAGACGUGUGGUAGAAAACGCCUUUGGAAGGCUUAAGGCAAGAUUUCGCUUCACAUCGAAGAGAAUGGAAUGCGACAUUGCAAAUGCUCGCCUCGUGAUUCGCGCAUGCUGCGUGCUCAACAUUUGCGAGCAUUUCAGCGAUGCUGUUCAGCUUCACUGGCUCCAGGAAGUGAAGCAGUCCGACUCCCAACUGCCCCAACCAGAACGUGGCAGCGAUUCACAGAUUGGGAAUGCAGUCAGUGUGCGUUCUGCACUUGUGGACCACUUCAGCCAGAGGAUGCAGACCCAGGCAGCCCGCUCCUAG
Messenger RNA from Rhipicephalus microplus (southern cattle tick), 951 nucleotides. RefSeq lists its product as uncharacterized. The record is from RefSeq and is a predicted model, not a curated record. NCBI's taxonomy places the organism in Eukaryota, Metazoa, Arthropoda, Arachnida, Ixodida, Ixodidae.